AUGACCAAUUCGUUACAAGUGCGUGAUCUCUCAUUCCUCCGCUCCCACGCUUGGCAUGAACAUAAUGCGAUCCGCAGUAUUUCCUCCGGUUAUGAUUUCCUCUACACACUACUCCGUACACACACUGAGCAUGACAUGACGCGCUUGGAACAAGGAUAA
Messenger RNA from Sclerotinia sclerotiorum 1980 UF-70, 159 nucleotides. RefSeq lists its product with no specific name. Bases 1 to 159 code for a protein of 52 amino acids. Lineage: Eukaryota; Fungi; Ascomycota; Leotiomycetes; Helotiales; Sclerotiniaceae. The record is from RefSeq and is a predicted model, not a curated record. The transcript has 2 exons.